AUGGAUAAACUUUUCCAGUCAGCUGAUUUCUUGUAUGCUAAGGAAAAUUCUGAUAUGCAGUUCCAAAAAGCUUACUGGACCAUAGAACUCGCUCUGCAUAUUUCAAAAAAACAGAGCGUACACGGAGAUUAUGGAAUGGUUAUAGGUGAGCUUGUUCAACGGCGUAUUCAGAACACCCGUUGGGACUCUUUCGACGACUGUUCGAUCUUGGAGAGUUUGAAGCGAUCGUCUAUAGCCGCAACAUUAAUUGAUCACUCUGGGAGCUUUGAAGGCAUCGAAGCUCUGGACGUGUUCCGGGUUGCUCUUCACACUAAUGCUAGCAGCUCUACCCCAAAGCUUCUCUCCACCACUGGAGCAAUCCUGACAUCGAACACAUUCCUGUUGCCGUUGAUCGUUAGAGAACACUAUCGCAGAACAAAAUUUUUGAAGCGUCACGAGAUUCUCUUCCCAAGAAAGAAAAUGAACUAUUCACUUCUAUUCGUUACCGUUCUCGCACUGUUCUGCUCACCAGGCAUUGCUCAGUAUUCCUAUUACUACGGUUACUCACCAUACUAUUGGUACCCCGGAUACGGCUAUGGAUACGGAUACGGUUAUCGAAGAGGACAAGUUGCCAGAGGUGCCCUUGCUGGCGCAGCGAUUGGUGGACUUGUCGGCGCAUUGGCUGGGAAAUGA
Messenger RNA from Necator americanus (New World hookworm), 672 nucleotides. RefSeq lists its product as uncharacterized. The transcript has 5 exons. The record is from RefSeq and is a predicted model, not a curated record. The coding region runs from base 1 to 672 and encodes 223 amino acids. NCBI's taxonomy places the organism in Eukaryota, Metazoa, Nematoda, Chromadorea, Rhabditida, Ancylostomatidae.